This is a messenger RNA of Drosophila yakuba, 742 nucleotides long. RefSeq lists its product as uncharacterized. The transcript is spliced from 4 exons. Bases 1 to 528 code for a protein of 175 amino acids. The record is from RefSeq and is a predicted model, not a curated record. Lineage: Eukaryota; Metazoa; Arthropoda; Insecta; Diptera; Drosophilidae.
AUGAAUUUUUCCGUGGCGUUCCUAGUGAUUAUGUAUCUGAUCGAAGGGGCGCAUUCUCUAGUUGAAUUCACGAAUUUCCAGUGUGAGUCAUUGGAUAGAAACUUUUGCGGGUUCGAGUACUGUCACAUAAAAUCCGUAAACCGGACGUACAAAUACAUUUCCCUUAAAGUUAAUCUCUACAAAACUCCUGUGAGCUCAGUCAAGGUAAAUACGGCCAUUUACAAACGCUUGAGUGGCUAUAAGCCAUUUCUCUACAAUGUAACUGUAGAUGGCUGCAAAUUUCUUGAAAAUCAGAACUCGAAUCCCGUUUCUAAGUUCAUUUUCAGUGUUUUCAAAGACGUCUCCAAUUUAAACCAUUCCUGCCCCUACGAUCAUGACAUAUUGCUGGAAAAGCUAUCAACAGAGAAAUUUAACCAUUACGUAACCAAAAUUCUUCCUUUUCCUGAGGGAGUAUAUAUGGUAAAAAUGAACUGGAUCGCUUAUGGCAUUAACCGAGCUAUAGUUCGAUUAUACUUAACAAUCACAUAAAACCCUAAAUCCCAAUGUAAGCAAACACAGAGAGAAAAAAUCUUAAACUUAAAUAUGUUCCCCAAAAAGCAAAGAUCUGAUCGGCAAGCUACGUAAAAUUAAUUUUUUUUAAACUAAUUCCUAAUCAACAGGCUAUGUUUCCCUUGCACAAUUACAUAAUUUGUAGCGCAACUUAUUUUGUUUCGAUUUAAAAAAAAUAACUGUGGCUUUUAGU